This is a messenger RNA of Rangifer tarandus platyrhynchus (Svalbard reindeer), 2145 nucleotides long. Lineage: Eukaryota; Metazoa; Chordata; Mammalia; Artiodactyla; Cervidae. The record is from the annotation of a GenBank genome assembly.
AUGAGGUCAGUGAGGACCUGCCUCUCCCCGGGCCGGUCGCUACUCCUGGCGGUGCUACUGGUUGACUCUCUUAGCAAGGAUUUAAGUUUCCACCCGGCGUGGGGCUUUGACUCCUAUGAAAUCACCAUUCCCAAGAAGCUGAGCUUCCGUGGAGGGGAGCAGCGAGGGGCCAGGCACGUGUCCUACCUCCUGCAGGUAAAAGGCAAGAACCGCGUGCUUCACCUGUGGCCCAAGAGGUUUCUGUUGCCUCGGAAUCUGCAGGUUUUCUCCUUCACAGGACAGGGGAGACUCUUGGAAGAUCACCCUUAUAUACCCCGCGACUGCAACUAUAUGGGCUUGGUUGAAGGAAAUCAGGAUUCUGAAGCUACCAUAAGUACGUGCAUAGGAGGCCUCCGGGGCAUCCUGAAGAUCGACGCCGAUCAUUACCAAAUCCAGCCCCGCGGGGCUUCCUCCAAUUUUGAACACGUGGUAUACCUCCUGGAGAAAGAGGAGGAACUUCCUAAUCAGAUCUGUGGUUUAACUGAUGAUCAAACAAUAGAGCAGAUGGCCCAGCACGAGAACAUGGCUAGGACUCCAGAUUUUACUGAGUCAUAUGUGCACCAAAAGUACUUGGAAUUAGCCCUGGUCUUUGAUAACAGUAGGUAUUUAUAUUUGAACUCCAAUCUUACUCAAGUCAUAAAUGAUGCCAUUCUUCUGACUUCAAUUGCAGACUCUUACUUUCAAGAUGUCCGUAUGAGAAUACAACUAUUAGCUGUUGAAGUAUGGACAGACAGAGACAAAAUAGCACUUAAUUUCCCAGAGCUAUCGCAAGUUUUAGUCCAGUUUGUGCAGUACAGAUCACGUGACCUACGUCUUCGGAUUCCAGCAGAUUGGGCACACCUGUAUGUUCACAAAACAUUUAAGGAUGCACUUGCUCAUCACUGGGGAAGUGUAUGUAGUAUGAUGCCUUCAGGAUCUACAAGUUCUAUGCUCGAUAGAAACAUCCUUGGACCUGCCACUUGGACUGCUCAUGUUCUGGGCCAUAGUGUGGGAAUGACCCAUGAUUAUGAAUACUGCCAGUGUAAGGGUAGGCAUAGUUGUAUCAUGGGCACUGGACGAACUGGGUUUAGUAAUUGUAGUUAUGCCGAAUUUUAUUCACAUGUAAGUUCAGGAUUAAUCUGUCUAAAUAAUCUCCCAGGCCUAGGCUUUGUGGUUAAGAGAUGUGGAAACAAAAUUGUGGAAGAGAAUGAGGAAUGUGACUGUGGUUCAACAGAGGAGUGUGAAGAAGACAGGUGUUGUCAACCAGAUUGUAAAUUCAAACGAGGUGCCAGCUGUAAUAUUGGACUUUGUUGUCAUAACUGUCGAUUUCGUCCAUCUGGAUACAUGUGUCGGAUGGAAGAAAAUGAAUGUGACCUUGCAGAGUACUGCAAUGGGACCUCAGCUUUCUGUCCAAAUGAUACUUAUAAGCAGGAUGGAACCCCUUGCAAGUAUGAAGCCCAUUGUUUCAAACAGAGUUGUCAAUCCAGGUAUAUGCAGUGCCAAAAAAUUUUUGGACUUGAUGCCAAAGAUGCUCCUCAUCAGUGCUAUGAUGCAGUUAAUGUAAUAGGUGAUCAAUAUGGGAACUGUGGGAUUUCAGGAGCUCGUAAGUAUAAAAAGUGUCCCAAAGAAAGAUCCUUAUGUGGCAGGCUCCAGUGUAUAAAUGUUGAAACCCUCCCUGAUAUGCCAGAUCACACUAUCCUGAUAUCCACUCAUCUGCAUGAAGAAAAUCUCAUGUGCUGGGGCAUUGGCUAUCAUCUAGCCAUGGUACCUAUGGGGUUACCUGACCUGGGUGUGAUAAAUGAUGGUACCUCCUGUGGUAAGGAGCAGGUAUGUUUUAAUAGAAGAUGUGUGAAUAGCUCAGUCCUGAAAUUUGACUGUUUCCCGGAGAAGUGCAACCGCCGAGGAGUUUGCAACAGUAACAGAAACUGCCACUGCAUGUAUGGUUGGGCCCCUCCGUUCUGUGAGGAGGCAGGAUAUGGAGGAAGCAUUGACAGUGGGCCUCCAGGACCGCUAAAGGAAGGGGUGCCUAUCUCAGUUCAGGUUGUGUCCCUUAUGGUAAUGCGCCUUAUUUUCUUUGUUAUCUCAGUGAUUCUUGUGUUAUUUUGGAAUGUCCUAGAACACAUCUGA